Xiphophorus maculatus (southern platyfish) is the source of this 2490-nucleotide messenger RNA. It is a transcript of the gene mycbpap, whose product is annotated as MYCBP associated protein. Lineage: Eukaryota; Metazoa; Chordata; Actinopteri; Cyprinodontiformes; Poeciliidae. The record is from RefSeq and is a predicted model, not a curated record. The transcript is spliced from 19 exons. Bases 78 to 2411 code for a protein of 777 amino acids.
UGCAAGAUAAAACCUCUGAACUUCAGCUGCAGCGGAGUCACCGAGCAGAACAGAGCCGGGACCUGGCGAAGGUAAGAAUGCAGGAGGAAUCGACCAGAUCAGAUGACCCAGACGCCACGAAUACAGCCGGGAAUCUCCGGUCUUCUUGUCCGCCAUGCAAUGAGCAGCUUCUCAAGCCAAAGCCUCCAAAAAGUCAUCCAAACCUAGAGCCAGGAGAAGUACUAAAUGAAGACGGAAAUGCCGCGGAAGCGGCUCCUCCAGUGAAAGAGUCUCAGCACUUGGACUUCUCAGAAUACCUUCGAUUUGACGAGCAUGGGAUGAUUCUUCCUCACAGCAUCCUUGGCAGCUUAGAUGAUUUUCGAACAUAUUUGGAGGCCAGGGGGGAGAAAAAUCUGUUAAAGCACUUUCCGAAGCCUUUGAGAGAUCCCGCAUCUGAAGCCAACAUGGAGCCUCGCACAGACAGCAGGGAUGGAGAGAUUUCACACCAGAGCAAUGCGCUUCAGAACUGGGAUAAACACAUGACAUAUCGCAGACGGAAGCAGAAAGAAUUGUCUGACUCACUCAACUGGCCUGUGGAAAACCUGCUGAUGAAUCAGGACAAGCAUUUCAGAGAGACUAGGGAGCAGAAGGAAAUUCUAAAUCAAGUCAUGCCGCUCGCCUACGCUGGAUACGGUUAUACUGUGGGCGGCGAGUUUUGGAGCCUCCCACAGCAUCUCGGCGAUGAAUUGACCGGUAUCGCAACCACGCUGACUCAGACCGAGCGAGGCCUAAAGAAACCCAUCACACAUGUGGGACACCCAGGCACCAUACACAGGGAAAUGGGAAUCGUUUCUGCUGAGAUUGAGCGUCCAGCUACUCGACCUUGGGCUCAGAGUGCUUACCUAAAACACAGGACACAGGAACUUGAACACAUUGUGCAGGACGUGGACAUAAAAAAUCUAGUUAUGAGUAAACUGGAGGUGAUAGGUACCGGAAAGCCGCACACUUCCUUGUCGGAGCGCCAGGAUCUCCAGAAUGAGGAAGACGAGAAGAAGCAAAACAUUAUGGAGGAAGAGAAAUUUGACAAAGACUCACUGGAGGAAACUGAUGAGGAUCAAGUCCAGGCUUUGCCCUAUCCUGCUUUGAGGAUUAACGGUCAGCUUGCUGAAUGGACUGGACACCCAACGUCUGAUAAGGGAGAAGUUGGAAUCAGUACCUCCGUGUUGUUCAAAACCCAGACCGGGCAAAUUGUCUCAACCGACAUGGAGCUGCGCAACGAAGGCAACACCGUCAUCUUUUACAGCUGGAAGAAGCUUCCAAAACAACUAAGUCUGUCUCACCUGUACCAGCAAAAGGACCGUGUGCGCUACUACUUCAGAUCCUCCUCUGGUGUGAUUCAUCCCAGAGAAACCCAGCAGGUGGAGUUCAUAUUUAAGUCAGAGGAGCAAGGUCUCUGGACUGAAAUUUGGCAACUCAACACCAACCCUGUGUUGUUGCAAGGAGCCUCGAUUCAGAUCAGGCUGAGUGGGGUGGCCAUCAAACUGGACAAAACUGCAGAUCAGAGGAGCUUCUUAAAUAACAAGCUGGAAAAGGUUGUUGCGGAAAAGUACUAUCGAUCGAUUUUGAACGGACAAGUCGGGGACAUCUACGUCCCUGAAAAGCCCAGGUCACCUGCAGAGCUUUACCUCACUGAAGAACAGCUGUUCCAGAACAAAAACCCCAGGUUGCAGUACCAUUACCAGCCAAUAGAGACCCUAAAGACACUGUGGCAACAGGUGAAACCGGAGGGCAGCUGGGAUCUCUCUUUUAACACUCUUCGACAGGCUGUAUUGGCUCUGCCUGUUGAGGAUCCUGUCAAAGAAGAGAGCUUUUCCCAGCUCAAUUCUUUGUAUCUGCAACUUUGUGAUCCUCCCACUAGAAAACACCACCUUCUAACACCGGCCGAUAUAGGGCAGCAACUGUGGAUAAACCUUCUGGACUUAAUGGGAACUGAAGCCUUCAGGAUCAGAGAUGUGAUGGGGCUUCCAGAGAAAGAUUUGUGGUCUGAUGUGAGUACUCCGUCGCCCACCGAUGACAAGAGAGAGUCAUCGGGUGUAAUAGAGAAGUGUGGCAUGAGAGUAAAACUGAAAGACAUCGGCAGAUCAGAAUCCAAAGAGUAUGACAGCAGUGUUGAGGCCACUGGAAUGAAGAGUAAGAGAAUGGAUCAUGCAGGCAAGCGUUUCAAAGACAGACAGUGGAAGGAGUCUGAGUCACUGGGUGACGUUAGUUCAUUUUUCGACCUCGAAGCCAUAGACGAAGAGACCCUCUUGAUCUACAGAGCAGCUUUGCACGAAAAGGUUUAUGGUUGGAUGGAAGAACUUGUGUGCAAUCUGUGUGACCUGAUGGACGACAUUCAGGAGGGUGACGGACAGACCCCAAAGUGCUGCGCCUGAAAGGCAGGCUGGAUGAGAAGAAAAAAGGCCCAAACAAUCAGAUAUCACUUUUGUUGACGAAUCAAUAAAGUUUGUUUUA